GUUGUGCUGUGCAUAUAUCAAUUUAAUUAAGGGGCCUCAAAACUUGCGAUAUUUACCAAAUAGAAGCCGCCCAAACACUUCUUCUUCCUAUCAGGUUUGGCAUUUCAUAAACCCUAAUUCUCAGUUCCUCAAUACACUUGUGAGAAUCAGAAAUGAAUCUGAAGCACUUAGUUUCCAAGCAAACAAUCAACAAAUUAUCAAAUCUUAACACUACAAGAAUUCUAUCUCAAUACCCACAUUUUCACCAAAAAUCCACAAUCUUUACAUGCUCCAUUUCGCCCUUCACCUGUUCGACGAAAUGUCACAAUGAAUUUUUCCACAAUAAUCGAAAAAUUGAAACUUGGGGUAUUAAAAGAUUCAUUCACACAGCUGAAGAAAUACUAAGUGAGUCAGAAACCGAAUCAGAAGAUGAUUCCACAAUGAAUGAGUUCUUAUCAAGAUUCGUUUGGAUAAUGCGCGGUAAACUCAUACAAGUGUAUCCUGAUUUUGAUAAGAAAACAAUUGAUGGUAUGCUUUUGGUUAUUGUUGGUAAGGUUAUUGAGGAGUUGGAAAAAGGUGGUUUUGAUCAGAUAGUUGGAGGUGAUUUUACUGAUGUUUCGGGGGAUUUUAGUGAGGAUUUGUGGAAGACAGUGUGGGAAGUGAGUAAUGUGGUGUUGGAAGAUAUGGAGAAAGCGAAAAGAAAGGAGAAAAUGAAGAAUUUCCUUCAAGCUGAGGAAGUUAAGGAGAUGUGUAGGUUUGCUGGUGAAGUCGGUAUACGUGGAGAGAUGCUUAGAGAGUAUAGGUUCAAAUGGGCACGCGAGAAGAUGGAGGAGAGUGAGUUUUAUCAGAGUCUUGAACGUCUUAAGGAAGAAAAAGAAGAAAAAGCGGAAGAAGGGAUUGGGGCUGUGGAGGAGGAUAGUGUCGGAGAAAGUGGCGUUGAGGAGCCUAAAGUAGUGACUCUUCCGAAAAGGCGUGGGAAGAUUAACUACAAGAUUUAUGGACUUGAUUUGUCCGAUUCGAAAUGGUCUGAAGUGGCUGAUAAGGUUCAUGAGGCUGAGAAAAUCAUAUGGCCUCAAGAACCGAAACCAAUAGCUGGCAAGUGCCAAAUUAUUACUGACAAAAUCCUUUCGUCGCAAGUGGAAGGUAAUCCUUCUUCACUUAUAGCAGAAUGGGUAGAACUUCUCCAACCUAGCAGGGUAGACUGGAUAAAUUUACUUGAUAGAUUGAAGGAACAAAAUGCUCGUCUAUAUUUGAAGAUUGCAGAACACGUGCUUGGUGAAGAGUCCUUCCAAACAAACAUACGUGACUACUCAAAGCUCAUUGAUGCCCAUUCUAGAGAUAACCGGCUAGAAGAUGCUGAGAGAAUUAUCAGAAAGAUGAGUGAAAAUGGAAUUGUACCUGAUAUUCUCACAUCAACAACCAUGGUUCACAUGUACAGCAAAGCAGGUGAUAUGGAUCGAGCAAAAGCUGCAUUUGAGAGUCUGAGAACUCAAGGAUUCCUACCAGACGUGGAGGUUUACAAUUCCAUGAUCCUAGCCUAUGUAAAUGCUGGUGAGCCAAAGUUGGGUGAAUCAUUGAUGAGGGAAAUGGAGGCAAGAGACAUCAAGCCCUCUAAGGAGAUCUUUAUGGCUCUCCUAAGGUCAUUUGCUCAGCAUGGUGAUGUUAAUGGAGCCCAAAGAAUAGCAAAUACGAUGCAGUUUUCAGGAUUUCAGCCCACUUUAGAGUCAUGCACGUUACUUGUUGAGGCAUAUGGAAAAGCUGGUGACCCUGAUCAGGCAAGGCAUAAUUUUGAUUACAUGAUCAAACUUGGACACAAGCCAGAUGAUAGAUGCACUGCUAGCAUGAUAGCAGCUUAUGAGAAGAAGAACCUGCUGGAUAAAGCCUUAAAUCUUCUAUUGGAGCUUGAGAAAGAUGGCUUUGAGCCUGGGGUGGCUACUUACUCGGUUUUGGUGGAUUGGAUGGGUAAAAUGCAGCUAAUUGAUGAGGCUGAACAGCUCUUGGAUAAAAUUGCCGAGCAGGGUGAGGCUCCUCCAUUUAACGUUCAUAUUAGCCUAUGUGACAUGUAUGCAAGAGCUAAUGUUGAGAAAAAGGCUCUUCAAGCUCUUGGAGUUUUGGAGGCCAAAAACGAGCAGUUGGGACCAGAAGAAUUCGAGAGGAUUAUACGGUCACUUAUAGCUGGUGGAUUUGUACAGGAUGCUCAAAAGUUCCAAGGAUUGAUGGAAGCUCAGGGAUUUACAGUAUCCGAGCAACUUCAAGUAAAACUAAAGGCGUCUCAAACUUUUCUUCGCAGGAGACCAUCUGUAAGAUAAUGUUCCAGAGCAUUUUACGGCCAUGUGGCCCAUGCCUUUCUGAAUUUGUAGCUGUUUGUCAACACAGAAUAGCUAAUAAGUUUUUGACUUAUAAAUGUCCCCUCCAUUGUCAGAUUGCAUCAAUUGUGGUUGUUCUGAUG
Messenger RNA from Lycium barbarum (goji berry), 2428 nucleotides. RefSeq lists its product as uncharacterized. Lineage: Eukaryota; Viridiplantae; Streptophyta; Magnoliopsida; Solanales; Solanaceae. The coding region runs from base 153 to 2288 and encodes 711 amino acids. The transcript has 2 exons. The record is from RefSeq and is a predicted model, not a curated record. Gene Ontology annotation, molecular function: protein binding.